Messenger RNA from Carlito syrichta (Philippine tarsier), 1012 nucleotides. It is a transcript of the gene PRELID1, whose product is annotated as PRELI domain containing 1. Gene Ontology annotation, biological process: phospholipid transport. The transcript has 4 exons. Bases 125 to 607 code for a protein of 160 amino acids. The record is from RefSeq and is a predicted model, not a curated record. Gene Ontology annotation, molecular function: phosphatidic acid transfer activity. Gene Ontology annotation, cellular component: mitochondrial intermembrane space. NCBI's taxonomy places the organism in Eukaryota, Metazoa, Chordata, Mammalia, Primates, Tarsiidae.
UCCUGAGGGUCACCUUCACUCUGACGUGUGCAGCAAGCAUGUCUUGACGGAAGACAUAGUGCACCGGGAGGUGACCCCUGACCAGAAGCUCCUGUCCCGGCGACUUCUGACCAAGACCAACCGGAUGCCCCGCUGGGCUGAGCGACUGUUUCCGGCCAAUGUUGCUCACUCGGUGUACAUCCUGGAGGACUCUAUUGUGGACCCACAGAAUCAGACAAUGACCACCUUCACCUGGAACAUCAACCACGCCCGGCUGAUGGUGGUGGAGGAACGAUGUGUUUACUGUGUGAACUCUGACAACAGCGACUGGACCGAAAUCCACCGGGAAGCCUGGGUCUCCUCCAGCUUGUUUGGCGUCUCCAGAGCUGUCCAGGAAUUUGGCCUCGCACGGUUCAAAAGCAACGUGGCCAAGACCAUGAAGGGUUUUGAAUACAUCUUGGCCAAACUGCAAGGUGAGGCCCCUUCCAAGACACUUGUUGAGACAGCCAAGGAAGCCAAGGAGAAGGCGAAGGAGACGGCGCUGGCAGCUACGGAGAAGGCCAAGGACCUGGCCAGCAAGGCAGCCACUAAGAAGCAGCAGCAGCAGCAGCAGCAGCAGUUUGUGUAGCCAGCCCACCGCUGCCACGCACCCUGGACAGCUCGGCUUAGCUCCCUCUGCCCCUCCUCGUUAGACUUGAUUAUUAAAGAUCAAUUCCAGCCCUGUCUCCUGUCCAGCGGGUGGGCUGGGCGGUGCCUGGGUUGACGGCCGUGCACCAGGCAUGUCACCCGUGUCUGGCCGGGCCUGCUUCCCCCACGGGGCAGCUGAGGACAGUUGCAGAAGUGUGGUGGCUUGCCCGGGCCACGGGCAGCGUGCAGGUGCAGCGGCAACAGGCGCCAGGCUGGAAGCCCCACGAGGGCAGGGCUCUCGGUGUUGUUCUCUGAUGUGUCCCACAUACCGGAACAGUGUCACACACAUCAUAGGCACUCAAUAAAUGCCGAAUUCAGCCGCUCCAGGUCUGGAGUGGGAACGCUC